ACAGCCGCAGGCAGCCCAGGUCACAGCAGCUCCAGGGGUGUCACCAGGUCCUCUGUCUCCUCACAGCUUGAACCCACAGUCCCUGGUCCCAGCAAGGGGACAUCUCUAUGGACGCCCAUGGGAGCAGCGUCACGGUGAGGGAGUGAAGCCACGGGACCAGGAGAACCUGUCCUGUGGUGAGGUCACCGACGUCAGCGUGACGUCGGAAAGAGGAAGGAGGACGGUUUCGCUAAAGGAAAGCAGCCAUCUGCAGCAGGACGGUCACCUGGUACCCCGGGUGGCGCUCACUGGUGUCCCCAGCCUGUGGAGGGGAUGGAAUGCUCUGAGGUGCCAGCCCACAGCAGGGACCCCGUCUACAACCUCUGGGACAUGGCUGGAGCACAUGACCUGCAUCCUCAACAGGACGUCAGCACCACGUGACAUCGUGCCAUCACCACCUGUGUCACCGCAACCGGCACUGUCACAGCCUCCCAGGCAAAGGGGUGUGAGUCCUCAGGUGGUGGGGGAGCACUGAGGUCACCAAGGACUUGAGGGGACAAUGAGCACAUUGGUGGCAGGGGAACCCCUGGAAUGUCCUCGUAGGAAGCUGCCUCGAAGCCAAAAGCUGUUGCAAGGUGGGAUGAACCCUCGCUAGAAGCUGACCAGGUUCGGAGGUGAGGGUCAUCUCUGCCAUGUGCCACCUGGAUCUCACACGGGAUGGCAGCUCCAAGCCCCAGGUACUUGGAGGCCGAGUGCAGUUCUGGGGCAGAGAGCUGCUUCAUGAGCAUCACCUCAAGGCGUCGUGUAACUCCGCUUGGGAUUUGGGAGGGACCUCGACAUGUUCCUAGCAGGACCCUUCCUCAUGGGCCAUCGCUCCAGCACAAAGUACCUUGUGGACUUUUCAACCCCGGGGAGCAGUUUGGGGAGGUCAGCAAUUCAAGCUGCGUGUCCUGGGUUUAGUGCAAGUCAAAGGGAGGCCAUGGGCGGCUGCAAACCAACCACCCACUCGUGUCCUGCCAAGGGAAAACCCGUUCCAGUGAAGAAGGAAGCUGCAUGGCAAGGCAGAAAGCAGAAGCCAGGUCUGCAACCUGUGACUGUUUCCAAAUGAAGCUGGUGUCAGCUGGGCUUGUGUCUCAAAUGUCACCUCCCACUGUGGAAAGCAUCAGCCCACCUGGUUCCUGAAGGUCCUCACAGCAGCAAGGUUGCACUUUUGGUUUUCUACUCACAGAAAGGAAAGAUUCAGAAAAAAAAGCCACCUUGUGACAAGCAUGUGCCAGCCACGGAAAUGUCACCCCACCCCAGCCCCUGUCCAAGCAGGCACCGUUUCCCCAGCUGUGUCAUUUCUACCAGCUGUAAUCUGGUCCCUGCGAUGAAACGGGCACUUCUGCAGCUGGAACCCGUGCCCGGCGCUGGCUCAGGGCCGUGCACACACCGGUUUGCACCAGGCAGACUCCCCUCGGGGCUGUCUGUGCGACAGCCGGGGGACUUCAGGCUCAUUUUCUUGGCCUGGAGAGGCAAACUGCUGUGAAAGCUGGUUGUGCUGUUCUCAAGAGCCUGUACACAUCAAGGCAUUAGUCCUGGUCCAGAAAGCCCAGCAACAGACAAGGCAAAGUCCUCCAGCUGUCCCCCGUGUACUUCAGGGUGCUGAAGGCACCAGAAAACCCAAUGCCCACUCCAGACUGGGGUUUGCAGCUCUGACAAGCUAAAGAUAGCCCCAUGCUGAGUCAGAUCCUGCUCCCACUACGUUUUCUAAUGGGCCCGUUUAGUUUUGGGGCUGUUUCUUGAGUCAGCGUGGGCAGGGCAGCCCUUGCAUUGCAGCCCAGCACCUUCCUGUGGCAGAGAGGUGGCUUUAACCCCGUUGCUUUGAAAUGGUUUUGUGGGCUGAAGGGUGGGAGUGUUUCCACACGUCCCCUUCUGCUCACCCUCUUUCUCUGCAGUUACAAAACCUAUUGAGCAGCUGCUGGUGCCCUGACUGAGGCGAGGGGUCAGUAAAAGGGUUUGUCAAUAGGAAAAUGGGCUGAAGCUGUGAAGUUGGUGUCUCUAGGCAGGACUUCCCCAAAUUCAAUCAGCUUCACAGAGUCACAGAAUGACUGGGGUUGGAAGGGACCUCUGGAGAUAAUCUAGUACAACCCACCUGCUAAAACAGGUUCACCACAGCAGAUCACACAGGAAUGUGUCCAGGUAGGUUUUGAACGUCUCCAGAGAAGGAGACUCCACAGCCUCCCUGGGCUUCAGCCCCAGUGCAGCCUUUGGCUGGGUCAUCUCCUGGCUGGUGAGACCAGUGUCCACACCUUGAUUGAUUCCUAUACAUGUAUAUAUACAUCUGGAGUCUUGGUUAUUGCAGAGUCCUGGCUGUCCUACAGAGAAAGAGGGGGCCGAAAGCUGAGACUUUCAUUCCUUCUGGGUCAAAAUAUGGGCUUUUUUUAAUCAAAGAAAAUAAGAAAAAAGCCAAAAAAUUAACAUAAGUCCCUUCUCUCCCUUACUGAUGUGCCAGGCACAGGAUGAGCUGUGGAUCCGUGUUCGCAUCUGAUGCCUCUCCUGAAGAUGCUGAAGGUGGAGACCACCACAGCUCUGCAGUGUGCAGCAUUUCUAGGCCUUGCAGGGACACAAAUGGUUCUGGGGCACCCAAACGCUCAGGGGGGUGACGUGCCCCAUGUCCCCCACCUCCCCAUGGCGCAGAGCCACCCUGUUCUGCAGCGGGUCAUCUCCUCAGCAUUUCCCAGGGGCUGUUUUGGGGAUGGGGGCAGCUAAUAACAGCUGGAGCCCCCCUCUACCUCCCUAUCCCACCCUCCCCCUCGGCUCUAACCCGCUGUGAAUGGCACCGAAACCGCCUUUGUUCCCCUCCCCCGGGGGGCAGGACCGCGCUGCCCGCGGCUACAAAAGGGGAAGGCGGCGCCGAGCGGAUCCGGUCCGGCCCCGGCCCCAUCCUUGGUGUCAGCACCAGUCCUGUCCCGGCCCCGGCCCCGGUGCUGGCUCCCGGCUCCAUCCCCAGUGUCAGCCCCGGUCCUGACUCCCGGUCCCGGCUCCAUCCCCGGUCCCAUCCCCGGUGUCAGCUGCAGCUCUCCCAGCCCCGGUCCCGGUAUCCUCCCUGGUCCAGGUCCCAGCGUCAUCUCCAUCCCUGGUCCCAGUCCUGCUCUGGUCCCCAGUCCUGCCUGGUCCCAUCCACAGUCCCAGCCCUACCCCCGAUCCCGGUCCCAAGCAAUCCCAGCUCCAUUGUUAGCCCCUGUCCUGGUGCCAUCCCCAGCCAUGGGCUCCUUCCCUGCCGCCGCUGUGCUGCUCUGCCAGCUGGGGCUCUCUGCAGCCAUCCAGUGGCUCGGGCUGACGGAGAGUGGCAGCGGGGUGGCCUGGAACGAAAGCCACCACUGCCGGCUACUCGCCGGACUGGUACCCGACCAGUUCCAGAUGUGCCGGAGGAACCUGGAGGUGAUGCCCAGCAUUGUCCGGGCCGCCCGCCAGACCAAGAGCGUCUGCCAGAAGAGCUUCGCAGACAUGAGGUGGAACUGCUCCUCCAUCCAACGUGCCCCCAGCUUUGGCCCUGACCUGCUGAAAGGAACCCGGGAAUCCGCCUUUGCCUACGCCCUGGCCGCCGCCGCCGUGCCGCACUCCAUCGCCCGAGCCUGCGCCUCGGGAGAGCUCCCGCUCUGCUCCUGCGGCCCCGGCCCCUCCGAGCUCCCCGGCCCGGGCUUCAGAUGGGGCGGCUGCGGGGACAACCUGCCCUACGGCCUCCAGCUUGGUGCCGCUUUUGCUGACAGUCCUUCAAAAUCCAGCAAGAUGGGGACACAAGCGCUCAGGGCCAUGAACCUGCACAACAAUGCAGUGGGUCGGCAGGUGCUGAGCGACUCCCUGGACACCAAGUGUAAAUGUCACGGCGUUUCAGGCUCCUGCUCAGUGAAGACCUGUUGGAAGGGGCUGCCCAGCCUGGAGGAAAUCGCCUCUGAGCUCAAGUCCAAGUACCUGGCAGCCGUCAAGGUGACCCACCGGCUCGUGGGGCCCAGGAAGCAGCUGGUGCCCAAAGAGACGGACGUCAGGCCAGUGACGGACACAGAUCUGGUUUAUCUCAUCAGCUCUCCCGACUACUGCACGCCAGAUGUUCACCUGGGGUCUCUGGGCACACAGGACAGGCAAUGCAACAAGACCUCCAUGGGCAGCGACAGCUGCAACCUGAUGUGCUGCGGCCGUGGCUACAACACCUACACGGAGGAGGUGGUGGAGAGAUGUCACUGCAAGUACCACUGGUGCUGCUAUGUGGUGUGCAAGAAGUGUCGGCGGAAGGUGGAGAGAUACGUCUGUAAAUAACGCCGGAGGCUCCGGGCAGGCGGGAGGGCUCUUGCACCGGGCAUGGCUGGAGAUCCAGCGCCAACUGCAAGGGAUGCCGUGAGCUACGGCAACACGGUGCGGUGUGGGGAGCCUGGACUCUCGCAUUGCCACGGAAAACCUCAAACUGAGACACGUGGGGAAGCCCAAGGCCCAGACCUCGGCUCCAUCGCUCCGGAGCAAGACAAAGGGCCGCCCUCCCACGGCCGGUGGGGAGAGACCAGCCCUCGGUCUCCAGCUGGUGACAAGCCAUUGAUCCCUCACACACACAGGCCCUUUUCUCUGGGGGUGAAUGGGGACCCUGGGCUGAUAUUGUCCCUCUGCAGGAGGUUUCUGACAGUGGCCUGAAAGCCGGGAGUGAUGGAUGGGAUGAGGGGGCAGAGAGUUGCCCGUUGGGAGAAGAAAAUUUCUUUGGGUGAGGGGGCCAUGGGCGGCUGCUUUAGGGGAAGGUUUCUGCUGUGGGCUCACCCAGCACCACCAUGUUCCUCCUCAGGGGCAAAUACUGGUCCAGGGCCAUUGGCAGCACCUGAAAUGAAGACCAAGAGCUCAUCAAUCCUCCCCACGACCCACAUGGAGGUUGUUGCUGCUCUCACGGUAAUGAGCCUUUGCCUGUGACGGAUGAUGGCAGACAGACAGACAGACGUAGGGACAGCAGCAGUCCCUGGGGCUGCCCAAGAUGGGCAGCGUGGCAAAGCUGUGCUCAUCUUUUAGACCACAAAGGUCUCCAGCCUGCUCCUUCCACCCCCUUGACAUCAGCCAUGCUGGCACUCUGGCCUGGAGAGAGGACACAGCUCCAGGGCCCUUGGGAAAUGAGAUCUUUAACCGCUGUACUUAACGAAAGUGGGACUCCAGUGUGCGUUCUUUAAAUAAAUGUAUUAUACCAUAUCUCUCUGUGAUGUGU
This is a messenger RNA of Columba livia (rock pigeon), 5194 nucleotides long. RefSeq names its product protein Wnt-11b. Gene Ontology annotation, molecular function: frizzled binding; cytokine activity. Gene Ontology annotation, cellular component: extracellular region. The coding region runs from base 3226 to 4275 and encodes 349 amino acids. The record is from RefSeq and is a predicted model, not a curated record. Gene Ontology annotation, biological process: cell fate commitment; multicellular organism development; canonical Wnt signaling pathway. The transcript is spliced from 8 exons. Lineage: Eukaryota; Metazoa; Chordata; Aves; Columbiformes; Columbidae.